Molecule: messenger RNA, 1425 nt
Organism: Saccostrea cuccullata (small rock oyster)
Lineage: Eukaryota; Metazoa; Mollusca; Bivalvia; Ostreida; Ostreidae
Exons: 1
Coding region: 1-1425 (474 amino acids)
Source: RefSeq, a predicted model, not a curated record
AUGGAUUUCCUCAACUAUAUUCCACAAACAGUACCAAGAGAAACAUUACUUGUUAGUUUUGAUGUUACCAGCUUGUACACUAAUAUUACGCAUGAGUUAGGAAUUGAAGCGAUCAAAUAUUGGUUGGAUAAGUAUCCGGAAGAAAUCGACGAUAGAUUCCCCGCAAACUUCAUUUUAGAAGGACUUAGAAUUGUACUAGAGAAUAAUAAUUUUCAGUUUGAUGAUGAAAAUUAUCUACAAAUCAAAGGUACUGCCAUGGGCACCAAAGUCGCCCCUACAUAUGCCUGUUUAGUAAUGGGAUUUUUAGAAGAAAAACUUUACAACAUUUUGCCGGAAACAUUUGAUCUAGAAUUUACGCAGUACAUUAAAGAGAACUGGAAAAGGUACUUGGAUGAUUGCUUCAUCUUUUGGACAAAGAGUGAAGAGGAUCUUACAAAAUUCCAUUCGGUCAUAAAUGAGUUACACGAUUCAAUUAAUUUCACAAGUGACAUGAAUCGUAACUCGCUUCCUUUCCUUGAUAUACUUUUAAUAAAAAACGGAGAGGAUAUUUCUACAGACCUAUUCUGUAAAGAAACAGAUACCCAUCAAUAUUUGGACUUUCGCUCUUGCCAUCCGUCACAUACAAAAAGGAACAUUCCAUACAAUAUGGCGAGACGUAUUUGUACAAUCGUGACCGAUUCUUCUCUACGCUUGAAAAGACUUCAAGAACUAAAACAACACCUGACGCGACAAAAUUACCCAAUGAACCUUAUUGAGGACGGAAUCAACCGGGCAAAAGACAUACCUAUAACCCAAUUACGAAAUAUUCGCCAUCCAGAGGAAAACGACGAAGAGAAUAUUCCAUUUGUGAUAACUCACAACCCCCGUAACCACAAUAUUCUCAAUUCAGCAAAGCGAUUUUUUCCAAUAUUAGAACAAUCUGAAAACAUGAAAAAUCUUCUGGACAAAUCAUCAAUUAUUAACAGCAGGAGACAAGCACCAAACCUGAAGAGGAUAUUAACCAAAGCAAAAUUUUCCUCUAGCAACCAGAGUGUCGUCAGAAAGUGUAGUGACCCCCGAUGUGGAACGUGUGAUUUCAUACAGGAAGGCGAACAAAUUACACUUAAAAACGGGAAAGUUUUAAAACCUAAUACUAGCAUGAAUUGUAAAUCUUCAAAUUUGAUUUAUUGUGCAAUAUGCCCAACCUGUGGCGAAUAUUAUAUAGGGCAGACAAAUCAGCUUAACGCACGAGUAAGGGUACACAAGCAACAUAUACGGGACGAAACUGUCAGAUGCACCCCUUGUUCAGAACAUUUCGCCGAAUGUGGUAAAGGGAAAUUUAAGAUUUUCCCGUUCUACAAAAUGUGGACAUCGGAUGAAAUCGCCCGUGUUACUAAAGAGGACUAUUUUAUAAGACUUUUUAAACCAAAACUGAAUUGCAAAUGA